Populus euphratica (Euphrates poplar) is the source of this 1812-nucleotide messenger RNA. Its product is annotated as DNA-directed RNA polymerase III subunit RPC10-like. The record is from RefSeq and is a predicted model, not a curated record. Bases 1260 to 1598 code for a protein of 112 amino acids. NCBI's taxonomy places the organism in Eukaryota, Viridiplantae, Streptophyta, Magnoliopsida, Malpighiales, Salicaceae. Gene Ontology annotation, cellular component: RNA polymerase III complex. Gene Ontology annotation, molecular function: nucleic acid binding; zinc ion binding. Gene Ontology annotation, biological process: termination of RNA polymerase III transcription; DNA-templated transcription. The transcript has 6 exons.
AUAAAAUUAUGUAACUUGUUGUCACCAUUAAUGACGAUGAUUGGUCUUGCUGCUGUGGUUGCUGCUGUUGUCGGGUUCUUGAAAACCUGUUGUUGUUGAACAUCUUGUUGCCUCCUUGUCCACGGUGACGGUAAUAAUUGUAUAUGUUGUAUCUGGGUUUGGUCGUCCUAGUCAUGCUGUUGUUUUUGAGGUUGUCAUUGUGAUAAUCUUGAUGGUCAUGGUAGUAGUUUCUCUUGGAUCUAGAUCUGUCCGUUUUCUUGAAAAAACCCCCAAAAAAAUGCAAAGGUUUAUACACUAAAGAUCUGCCUGUUCCUCUCUUUCUCUGAUUCUUAGAUUUGUCAAAUGUUCAGGGUUUGAUUCUUUCUUUCAAUUCUCUUGAUGGGUUUGAUUCUUUCUUGCAAUGCAUGACUUCUAGUUUUAAUGUCCACAAGGUGAUAAAUGAAUUUGCAUAUACAUGCUGCACCUUUUCAGUUGAUGCGUUUUGUAUUAGUGGUUGAUAAUUGUAAAAGUUGUGUUCAUCCUUCGAAAGUUGGCUGUUUCUAUAGCAACUGUAUAUUAGUAGGAUUUGCUGUAGAAUCAAUUUUUCACUCAGACUGCUAAGGGAAGAAGUAGCAACAAGGGACCAUUCUUCCUUUGCAUCAAAUGACACAAUAAGAUUCCUUAGAGAAUUUGAUGAAUGCAUGGAUAACUGUUGCGGGGGCUGCUGGUGAUGAAGAUGGCUUUGAUUUUGUGGGUUUUAGAUGUUGAAGGCAGUGGUGAUUGAGAGGCUGGUCCUAGGCGUUCCCCCAGUGUUGUUUCAGUGACCUCAGAGGCUGGUGUUGGUUUUUUUGGAAUUCCAAAGGUUGUUAAUAAGCUAUUCUCUUAACUCAUCAUUUUAUCUUCAAUUUUUACCAGAGGCUAGUGGUUGGUUUGCUGGAUAUGAUGAUGAUUGAUGAAGAUUACAUAAUGACAUUAAUGAAGAUUGAAGAAUGAAGAAUUAUGAGUGGACAUGUGAGUUGUGAGUGUUGCUGUGGGAGGCAGUGAGGAUCGAGGAGGUGUGGUGUGGGUUGAGUGGCGUGUUUGUGUGAAGGACGGCUACAAGGACCACCCCUCUCGCCAUCAUAAAAAAGACCCCACCUGAACACAUCUCCAUCACCGUUGUUCGGCCUACUAGAACCUUGUGGUUGCUGCUCGAGGCCAUCAUCUACGAUCACUGGCCUGAAGGUUCUGACUUUUAGAAACAAGUCAAAUUAGGGUAUCAAAGAACGAGGAAGAAAGAAAUGGAAUUUUGCCCAACAUGUGGGAUGUUAUUGCGAUAUGAGCCGCCAAAUAUGGGGCAAGCAGCUAGAUUUUAUUGCCCUACAUGUCCCUAUUUUGCUUCGAUUGAGAGCAGGGUUAAGAUAAAGAGAAAGCAAAAGCUUGCUAAGAAAGAAAUUGAACCUAUUUUCACCCUUGAGGACAUGAAGAAAGGCGGUGCUGAAACUGAUGCAACAUGUCCCCAUUGCAACUUCGGGAGGGCCUGUUUCCAGCAAAUACAAAUUAGAUCAGCUGAUGAGCCAGCAACAACAUUUUACUUCUGCUUGAAUGAAAAGUGUGGGAAGAUGUGGCGUGAGGACUGAGGACAGCAAUAUGUCUUGUAAACCUCACAAAUCACAUGCACUUCUUCACAUGUCUCGAAUUUCCAUCCAUCCUCAGAUGCUUCAAAGUUUUCCAGUUAGCAUGUUUUUGUGUACAAUGUUACAGAUUUGAGACACCAGUUUAUACCGGAGAAGCUGCUAAAAAUGUUCCGACUUCUAAGCAAACAGCUUAGCUUUUCAUUUCUUCAUGGUUCUC